AUGAAUUCUACAGAUAUCUUUGGUAUCGUGGUUGGCGCUCUUGCAAUAAUCGGUCUUUCUCUCGCUAUCAUACGAUCUCUACCAAGACGCUGGACACGCUUCUUUCGUUCACGGCUCUUUUCCAUACGUUCAUGGUUUUUGGCUUCAUUUUAUUAUCCCGUGAUGGCGCCAGUCCUUGGCUUUCGCCCGUUCAGGAAACGCUUUGAUAUCCUACUCUUUCUAAUCAUUCUCGCAGGAAACAGCUGCGCUGUCAGUGUUUGGGCACCGAACAUUCAAGGCGUCUCCAAACGUCUCGGCCACGCUGCUCUCAUCAACUUGAUUUUGCUAUCUUUCGGCGCUCGCCUCAACUACCUCUCGAAUAAAUGGUUGUGUCACUAUGAGCGGCAUGUCACCAUGCAUGGGUUGAUUGGUUUUAUCGCGGCAAUUGAAGCCACCCUUCAUACCCUUCUUUUGAGUCUAGAGAGUUCGCCGGAUCUAGACCAAGUUCGAACUGUCGCGGGCCUCGUUGCGUGCUGUGGCGCCGGCGCCGCUCUAUGCUCCUCAAUCUGCUUUUUUUUCCCUUGGCUCUUUGAUUUGUAUUCUGUGGUUCAUUCAAGCUUUGCGAUCUUGAUUUUGGUGUCGUUGUGGCUUCAUAUUCCUCAAGGCGAUCUCUUCGAGCCCCCACGGCUGUAUAUACUCCUUGCUUCGACGCUAUUCGCCGGGGUGAAACUUAUGAGGCUUGUAACAAUUGCAUAUCUUAGCCGAAGGUCUCUUGCUACAGUUCAAGUUGAUACAAAUCGUACGAUGAUUCAAAUAAGCGUCCGCCCUACUCGAACGCUAGACGUCAGAGCUGGCCAGUUCUUCUACCUGAAUCUUCUGGAUUUCUCACUGACUUCGGCGUUCCGGUCACAUCCUUUCCAAGUCUCAUGGGCCGACAGAGAUGCCAAUGGGCGGCAGGUCCUCGAUUUUAUCGUUCAGCCACGAAGAGGCUUCACCAGAAAGCUUCUGUUGGCUGAUCCUCGGGUUCAGUAUAAGAUUGCUCUGGAAGGGCCGUACGGUCGCCAUCCUCGGUUGGAAGAGUACGUAACAGUCCUAAUGUUUGCCACAAAUGCGGGCAUAUCUGGUCAUUUGCUCUAUAUGAAAGAGCUUUUUGCACUUCGUCAAGAUCCAUCAACUAGAACGCAGAAGAUAUCUUUAUUCUGGGAGAUAGAUGCAGAAGUCUACCGCUACUGGGUGAGAGAAUGGAUGGAUCACCUGCUGGGCUUGGACAAUGAGUCAAAUGGCGUCGAGUUCCUCGAUUUGCAUGUCUUUGUUCGUGGUGGUUACUUGUCCAGCGAGACGGAGCCCGGUCAGAUCGAACAACCGGGAGUGCGAGACAGACUGACAAUACACUAUUAUCCAUUGGAUGCCAGGAGUCAAGUAGCAUCGGAAAUUGAGAAAAGAGAUGGUCCAACAAUCAUAUCACGUAAGUUGGUUCUCUUCUGCACUAAACGUAUCUUGCUAAAGGGAUAG
Messenger RNA from Clonostachys rhizophaga, 1491 nucleotides. The record is from the annotation of a GenBank genome assembly. NCBI's taxonomy places the organism in Eukaryota, Fungi, Ascomycota, Sordariomycetes, Hypocreales, Bionectriaceae.